Pseudomyrmex gracilis is the source of this 2467-nucleotide messenger RNA. It is a transcript of the gene bor, whose product is annotated as ATPase family AAA domain-containing protein 3. NCBI's taxonomy places the organism in Eukaryota, Metazoa, Arthropoda, Insecta, Hymenoptera, Formicidae. Gene Ontology annotation, cellular component: mitochondrion. Gene Ontology annotation, molecular function: zinc ion binding; ATP hydrolysis activity; ATP binding. The coding region runs from base 567 to 2171 and encodes 534 amino acids. The transcript is spliced from 5 exons. Gene Ontology annotation, biological process: mitochondrion organization. The record is from RefSeq and is a predicted model, not a curated record.
ACACACCGAAACGAUGAAGAUGACGACGAUACUGGAUUGGGGAAACGAGACGACGUUGCUGACGAACGGCAACAGCAAGUUCGCCGAGAACGGGAAGAAGGAUACAACAACGACGCGAAUUUGGACAAAACUUCGCAUGAACGAGUCGACGGUCAGCCUUACGUUCCUAACGCUGUCAAUCUCGAUGGUUCUGUGGAAGUUCUGCAUUAAUUACGGGAAACUCAUGCCGUGGCAGAUCAGCAAUCGGCACUCUAUGCCUUCGGUUACUCAGAUGUACGAUACAAUACCGAGUAUGUCCGUUCUAUCCAAAGUAGACGUGAAACAAUUGUCAGCGGAUAGGUUCUUGAACGUCAGUGGUCAGUAUGCGGAAACAGCUGCCGAUACCCUGGUCUCGGUUUACGGACAAUACAACUGGCUGUUGAAGGCGACGAUGAGCGGGCUUGUGAUAACCAGUUUCAGUUGGUUCAUUCUCUACAAGGACAGCAGUAUACCCGGCGUCAAUCCACCGUCCCCCUUCAGCCCUUCCAGGCAAAGAACAUGCGAAAGACGCGUUGGAUCUGUCGAAAAUGCAAGAAACCACCAAGCAAGUGGAAUUGCAGACCGAAUUGAAAAAGUACGAGGCCAGCAUCGAGCAGCUUAAAGCGGAGCAAAAGCGGGUUGAAGGUGAGGAGAGAAGAAAAACUAUACAAGAAGAGACCAAGCAGCAUCAGAUGAGGGCGCAGUAUCAGGAUCAAUUAGCUAGGAAACGUUACGAGGAUCAAUUAAUGCAGCAACAGAAAAUGAACGACGAGAAUCUAAGAAGACAGGAAGAAUCGGUGGCGAAACAAGAAGCCAUGAGGAAAGCAACGAUAGAACACGAGAUGGAAUUGAGACACAAAAAUGAGAUGAGAAAAUUAGAUGCGGAAUUAAAAGCGAAAGCAAAGAUUGAUAGAGAAAAUCAAGAUCUUAACUUAGAACAGAUUCGAUUAAAAGCUUCGGAGAAGAGAAUUACUGUUUUAGAAUCAAUAAAAACAGCUGGUUCAGUAUUGGGUUCGGGAGCGAAGGCUCUGCUCGAGGACUGGGAUAAGAUUCUCGCAGCAGCCGGCGGACUGUCGCUCGUGGCCUUCGGAAUAUACACCGCCAAGGGUUCGACCAGCGUGGCGUCGCGCUACAUCGAGUCCCGCUUGGGAAAACCGUCGUUGGUGCGCGAAACUUCGCGAUUCUCGUUCCUCGACACUGUUCGCCAUCCGAUUCUCGCGGCGAAACGGCUAAAGAGCAAACAAACGGACGCGUUAUCCGGUGUAAUUCUCGCGCCCAAACUGGAGGAGCGGUUGCGGGACGUCGCAAUCGCCACAAAGAACACGAAGCAGAAUCGCGGCAUGUACAGGAACAUACUUAUGCACGGUCCGCCGGGUACCGGCAAAACGAUGUUCGCGAAGAAGCUGGCGGAGCACUCGGGUAUGGAUUACGCGAUCGUAACAGGCGGCGAUCUAGCGCCGCUCGGUCGAGACGGCGUGACCGCCAUUCACAAGGUAUUCGAUUGGGCGUUAACGUCGCGGAAGGGACUGCUGCUGUUUAUCGACGAGGCGGACGCAUUUUUGCGGAAACGCUCGAGCGAGCACAUCUCCGAGGAUCUGCGAGCGAUGCUGAAUGCGUUUUUGUAUCGCACCGGCGAACAGAGUAACAAGUUCAUGCUUGUGCUCGCCUCAAAUACGCCCGAACAGUUCGAUUGGGCGGUGAACGAUCGAUUGGACGAGAUGGUGGAAUUUCGUCUUCCGGGUCGCGAGGAGCGCGAGCGUCUGGUUCGGCUCUACUUCGACAAGUUCGUUCUACAGCCGGCCAUCGAGGGCAACAAGCGAUUGAAAGUCGCUCAAUUCGAUUAUAGCUCGCUGUGCAGCAAAAUGGCAGAUCUAACGGAGGGAAUGUCCGGCAGAGAAUUGGCGAAACUCGGAGUUUCGUGGCAGGCGGCCGCCUACGCCUCGGAGGACGGUGUGUUGACGGAGAAAAUGGUUAUGGACAGAUGUCUUGAGGCUGUCAAACAACACAAACAAAAGGUGCAGUGGCAGAGCGAGCAAGAAAAGCAGGAAUCGAAGUCGAUAUACGCCACGGAGGACGACGCGGUUGUUCGUUCGACGACUUCGAAGAUUCCGGCGAUAGAGCCGUGUCCUGGAAAUACAAUAGCUCCGGCUUAGAGAGAUACGGGACUAAUAGGCACCAGGGUUCAAUCGUCGAUAGUCUUCGAAUGAGAGAUCGGGCUACUAGAAAAAUCAGUUACUAAGGACAAUUAGUGCUUAAGCGCUAAAAAAAUUGAAGACAAAGUACAAACGACGCCGGGAAGAAGAUUAUUCUGGCGAUCUUUGUAUUUAUAUCAACGUGAUCCAACGUUUCCGAAAGAAGCGAGAUCUUGGGUUUGCAAGAUUCGACAGUCACAAAUGUCACUUGUUACAAAUGUACAUUCAUAUAGAAUAAUUAAAUUUUGAUCCUAAUA